AUGAACGGGAUAUUUUCUAAGGAUACCAUUAAGAUCACCGCGGAAACAGUUGGAGUUACAAACUUAAAAGACACAGUAGCCUCCGCGUUAGCGCACGAUGUAGAAUAUAGAGUCCACGAGAUAAUACAGGAAGCGAACAAAUUCAUGCGUCAUUCAAAACGAACCAGACUUACGGGGGAAGAUAUCAAUAAUGCUUUACGUGUUCGUAACGUAGAUGUAAAUGAUGAAUGGGAAUUCGAAAAUGUUAUUAGUUCAGCAAUGCCCAGAGUUCCUACUGAUAUUUCUUUUAGCGCUCAUUGGCUUGCGGUAGAUGGUGUACAACCAUCAAUACCUCAUAAUCCAGUUCCACUUCCACCAUCUGAAGAAGCAUCCAAAACAGAAGUGCGCAAAAAGAACAUACCUCAAAGUGAUGAUUUGCAGAUUAAAGCUGGAUUACCUGUUACAAAUAAUGUAGAGGUUAAACCCUUAAUUCAACAUGUUUUAUCCAUGGAACAUCAAAUGUUUUAUGAAAGAGUUACAAAGGCUAUGAGAAGUGAAGAAAUCAAGGAUUCGAAAACCAAAAUUGCGGUUCUUCAUAGUCUAGAACAUGACACAGGAUUGGCUCAACUUCUUCCGUAUUUCAUAUCGUUUAUUUGUGAACAAAUUGGAAUACAUGUAAAGAAAAAUUUCAAUGUUUUAGAGCCAAUGUUAAAAAUGGCAGAGGCUUUAAUUAAUAAUAAAAGCCUUUUUUUGGAACCUCACCUGCAUAAUUUGAUGCCAGCAAUAUUAACUUGUGUGGUUAGAAGGAAAUUGGGAUUAUCAAUGGGUGAUAAACAUUGGUCCUUACGUGAAUUGGCUGCACGUAUCCUUGCCAAAAUAUGUGAUCGUUAUGGUGCAAGUUAUAAUACUCUUCAGCCUCGAAUCACGAGAAAUUUAAUGAGUUGUUUUAUGGACACUAGUAAAUCAUUAUUCACUCAUUAUGGAUGUAUAGUUGCCAUGGGUGCAUUAGGUCGUGAAGUAAUUAGAUCUAUUUUAGUUCCAAAUUUGAAAACAUAUGGUGAUUUACUUUCAUCUUGUGCAAAUGAUCCUGAUCAAAUAAAACGUGAUGCUGCUACUAAAUGUUAUAAUACUAUUGUGGACAUACUGGCAAAAUUAAAAGAGACUGUAGAUCCCUUAAUUGAUAUUGAACUGCAAGAAACUCCGAAUUUACAUGAAAGACUAGAAAAUAAAAUAGGCAAAUUUUUCGCGGAUGGUGUACUAAGACAAAUCGGCGAUGAUCAUAUUAUUAUGGCGAUAAUUAAUUCAUAA
This is a messenger RNA of Funneliformis caledonium, 1287 nucleotides long. NCBI's taxonomy places the organism in Eukaryota, Fungi, Glomeromycota, Glomeromycetes, Glomerales, Glomeraceae. The record is from the annotation of a GenBank genome assembly.